This is a messenger RNA of Morus notabilis, 1039 nucleotides long. Its product is annotated as UDP-N-acetylglucosamine transferase subunit ALG13 homolog. The record is from RefSeq and is a predicted model, not a curated record. Gene Ontology annotation, biological process: dolichol-linked oligosaccharide biosynthetic process. NCBI's taxonomy places the organism in Eukaryota, Viridiplantae, Streptophyta, Magnoliopsida, Rosales, Moraceae. The transcript is spliced from 4 exons. Gene Ontology annotation, cellular component: extrinsic component of endoplasmic reticulum membrane; UDP-N-acetylglucosamine transferase complex. Gene Ontology annotation, molecular function: hexosyltransferase activity. Bases 305 to 838 code for a protein of 177 amino acids.
AUGUUAUCGUUAAUAUUUUCUGAAUUUUGUGUAAGUUAUUAUUAUGUCUACAAUGGAGAGUUCAUAUUUGUCACGAGAACAUAGAAGAGGUGUUUGGGGAAGAAGAAAUUGAAGGAAUUUUCGAGGAAACAAUAGAUUCGGAAACUGGAGCAAACAAAACCAUAAUCUCAUUCACUUUUUUCUCUCUUGAUUCAGUUUAGGAACUUGGAUUUGCUUGUUUCGAAAUCAACCAGUUUAGGAAUUUUGAUAAUAUGAAGACAAAGAGCAUCUAGUCAGCUUUCUGGAAAAGCUUAAUUUGCUGUGAAUGGGAGAUAUGGAGGAUGUAAAGCCUAGAAAGAUAGUGUUUGUCACUGUGGGAACAACUUGUUUUGAUGCUCUUGUUAGAGCAAUGGACACCCAAGUAGUCAAACAAGAGCUAUUAAAAAGAGGAUAUACCCACCUUCUUAUUCAAAUGGGUCGCGGAUCCUAUGUUCCGACCAAGUCCGAAGGAGGCAACGGGUCCCUAGCUGUAGACUACUUCACUUUUUCAUCAAGCAUUGCAGACCAUUUGAAAUCAGCUUCUCUUGUAAUCAGUCAUGCAGGGUCAGGAAGCAUAUUUGAGACAUUGCGGCUCAGGAAACCGUUAAUUGUGGUUGUGAACGAAGAUUUAAUGGACAAUCAUCAAAGCGAACUCGCGGAAGAGCUAGCAGAGAGGAAGCAUUUAUACUGCGCUCGCCCUCAAACGGUUAAUCAGAUAAUUGCAGAUAUGAAUUUGGAUUCACUUGUUCCGUACCAUCCAGGCGAUGCCACACCAGUUGCAAAGCUUAUUAACAGGUUUCUUGGCUUCCCAGAUGAUUGAAAGAAUCCCAUUAUUUCAUUGCUUAAGUUGACUCAGAAUUAAACAAGUUUGAAACAUCAAUUAAUAUAUAGUCUUAAAUUGAGUUGGCAAAAGGAUUGUUAUGGCCUCUCAGGUUGUGUACUAAUACCAUCUAUUGAACACAUCUUAUUUUUUUAAUACCCAGAAAUCCCUCGAGCUCACUUUAUGAGCCCUAGGUUGAAA